This is a messenger RNA of Meleagris gallopavo (turkey), 1000 nucleotides long. Lineage: Eukaryota; Metazoa; Chordata; Aves; Galliformes; Phasianidae. The record is from RefSeq and is a predicted model, not a curated record.
CGGGGUCGCGAUUCGGGUCCUGGAUGACGGACGCUGUGACGCCCAGCACCGACAGCAGGGUCUGGUACAUGGACGGUUAUUCCAGAGGACGCCGCGUUUUGGAAUUCCGCUCCCUGCAGGACUUUGCGUCGGGGCAGAACUUCGUGCAGCACCUCCUGCCUCAACCGUGGGCCGGGACGGGGCACGUGGUUUACAACGGCUCCCUUUAUUACAACAAAUAUCAGAGCAACGUGGCCGUUCGUUAUCACCUGGCGUCCCGAAGCGUCGUGGCUCAACGCAGCCUCCCGGGUGCCGGAUAUAACAACACCUUCCCUUAUUCCUGGGGGGGUUUCUCCGACAUCGAUCUCAUGGCGGACGAGGGGGGGCUGUGGGCCGUCUACACCAGCAAUCAGAAGGCGGGGAACAUCGUGCUGAGCCGCCUGGACCCGCACACCUUGGAGGUGUGUUGGGGUCGGGCUGCGAUUGCUGGGGGAAGUGUUUCGUUUCGUGGUCUCUGCUGCCCCCUGGUGGGCAUUCGGGGGUAUUGCAGGAUUGGCUUUACCGUCCCCUAGUGGCCGUUGUUGGUAUUGUAAGCUAAUGCCUGCAGCCCCCUAGAGACUGUUGGUAGUAUUGCAGAAUUGAUUUUUCUGCCUCCUAGUGGCUGUUGUUAGCAUUGCGUGCUGGUCUCUGCUGUCCCCUUGUGGCGGUUGUCGGUAUUGCAGGAUAAUCUCCGCUGCCCCCUUUUGGCCGUUGUUAGUAUUGCAGGACUGUCAUUGUUGCCCCCUAGUGGCCGUUUUGAGUAUUGCAGGGACGUCUCUGCUGCCCCCUAUUAGUAUAGCAGGGUUGUUUUUGUUGCCCAUUAGUGGCCUUUGUUAGUAUUGCAUGUUUGUCAUUGCUGCUCCCUAGUGGUCGUUCUUAGUAUUGCAGCAUUGUUUUUACUGCCUACUAGUGGCCGUUGUUAGUAUAGCAGGGUUGUCUCUGCUGCCCCCUUGUGGCCAUUGUCUGUAUUUCAAUAUAAUCU